This is a messenger RNA of Capsicum annuum, 2596 nucleotides long. RefSeq lists its product as uncharacterized. Gene Ontology annotation, molecular function: chromatin DNA binding; transcription coregulator activity; histone H3K9 demethylase activity. Lineage: Eukaryota; Viridiplantae; Streptophyta; Magnoliopsida; Solanales; Solanaceae. The record is from RefSeq and is a predicted model, not a curated record. Gene Ontology annotation, biological process: regulation of transcription by RNA polymerase II. The coding region runs from base 1450 to 2595 and encodes 381 amino acids. Gene Ontology annotation, cellular component: chromatin; histone deacetylase complex. The transcript is spliced from 4 exons.
UAUGGUUUUCUGAUUGUCUCUGUGUUACACUUGUUUCUUGAGAUCCAGAAACCUGUCUAUGCGCCUAGCCUUCAGCAAAAUAAAUCUCGAUCAAGAUCUUCUUGCCUCACCCCUUUGAGCUCUCACUCGAAUCCAAACCUUUAUGGUAGAUAGGCUUGUUUAACCCUUGGUGUAGGUUUCUCCUGUCCAAUUUAAAGAGGAAGUCAUCUAUACUCUAAUUGCGCUUGGUAUUUUUCUCGUUUGCAGCCAGCUCCCUCUAUAUGGCAUACACUCUACAAUUGGCGCAAAAUUUUUUACUGGACGCGUGUCAUUCUUGCAUCGAACCGUGGUACAGUUGUGGAACUUGGAAUUACUUCAAUCAUGACUUCUGGAAUGGUGAUGCAAUUGUUAGCUGGAUCAAAAAUCAUUCAAGUGGACAACAUUGUCCGUGAGGACCAAGCACUCCUUUGUGUUGGAGUAGAAGAAAAUGGCAACGUUAGUUGCAAAACAAGGGCCAUUGAGAGCAGUCAGAAUCAACACACACCAAGAAUGAGAAAUCAGUCUAAGGUUUUUAGGAAGAGAAAUUUCGUCCUAAAUCGUGAUGAAGAAAAACUUGAAAAGCACAAUGCAGCAUCCCUGCCCAAGGUUACAGAGUUACCUAAUAAAAAACAAAAACUUUGUUCUGAAUUUGGGGUCCCCCGUGGAAAAAGAACUGUGUCAGAGCACCUGAAUGUUGCAAUCAGGAAGGAGGAAGCACUUUUAUCGGGCGGAUCGGCAGAGAAAAUUAAAAUAGCAAAAAAGCCAAAGAAGAACAUGAUUAAAUCACAUCUGAGAACAAAGACAGUAGCUAACCAAACAAUGACUGUAAAGUAAUCUGAAGGCUCACAUAGAAGAAUCGCCUCAAUGGGGCAUCAUCAUUCAUCAGAGAAGAAAUUAAGUUCUAAAAUUUGGGAUGAAAUGGUGAGUAAUGAUGAAGAAGAGGAGAGUGAAGAGGAAGAGGAAGAGGAAGAGGAUGAAGAGUAUUUUCCAAGACCCUUAACAAAAUUUCAGAUGCCACUGAAGGAAGCGUUGAAUAGUUUGAGAACUUCCACCGAGGUAAAAGUUCUUAGAAAUGGACGUAUAAGAACUACAGGGAAUGACGAAGAGAAAGACGAGCCUUCCCAGUGCAGGGACAGGCUCAAACUAUCUACCUCCACAAAAAACAUUCUUCUGAGUGGAAAUUCACAAACUAAAAGGAUGCCUGACAAAGUAAAUCUACAACAAUGCCCAGGAACUUCAAGCAAGAAGAUGAUUCAUAAAGGAGAUAAUACAAUGAACAAGGUGGAAUUUCGAAGUGAAUAAAAGCGGGAUGUUUGCAAGAAAAAAACAAGUUUAUCUAAGGUUGGAAAUAAAAUGCCAGGGACUCGUGAAAUUUGAGGCUCAGAGAAUAAAAGGCGGGCGCUUGCUAUAUUAAAUGAACAAUGUUUAGGAAUGUCAAGCAAGAAGAAGAUUCCUCAAGGAGAGAGUACAACGGAUAAGGUGGAUGAAAGUGAAAACGAGUGGAGUAUGUGCAAGGAAAAGCCAAGUUUGUCCAAGGAUGCAGAGAAUAGAAGGACAUCUGUACGACGUGCUACUGGUUCAUUCAGGAGAUACGGAGAUUACUAUGUUGGUGAGUGGGAAGAUGAUACUGAUGAUUAUAAGGUUUACCCACUAUGUUAUGGACAUCAUAUACCCAGUAACACAAGAAGCCAGGGAGCUGAUGUUUCACCUGAGUCGAAACCCAAAAAUAGUCCAAAAGAUACAAUAAAAAUUUCAGGAAAGUUAUCUGUUUGUAGUUCAUUGCCUUCCUGGGCGCCUGCUAAAUUAAAUGGAGAACAGUGUCUAGGAACGUCAAGAAAGAAGAAGAGUCCUCGAGCAAAUAGUACAAUGGAUAAAGUGGAUAACAGUGAAGAUGAGUGGAAUGUGUGCAAUGAAAAAUCAAGUUUGUCCAACGAUGGAAAAAAGAAGCAGAGAAUUUAUGAAAAAGAUUCAGAGAAUAAAAGGACAUCUGUAAGACGUGCUGCUGCAUCACUCAAGAGAUACGAUCAUAAUUACUUUGUUGGUGAGUGGGAAGAUGAUUCUAAGGAGUAUGAGGUUUUUCCAAUUAGUGAUGGACAUCAUACACCAAGUAACACAAGAAUCCAGAGAAGUGAAGUUUCACAUAAGUCAAAACUAAAAGAUAGUCUGAAAGAUUCAAUAAAUAAUUCAGGGAAGUUAUCUGCUUGUUGUUCAUUGCCUUCCACCUCAUCGUCCUCCGGUUCCACAAUUUCAAGAAAUGGAAUAGAUGGAUCUAAAAACAUGAAGGUAAAUUGUCUGGCAGUAAAUUGUCAUCAAUGUAGAAGAAGUGAUAGAAGAACUGUUGUUCCUUGUACGAAGUGUAAAGAGAAAUUUUACUAUAUCAAGUGCAUCAGGGAAUGGUAUCCUGAAUUGGAAGAAGAGGAUGUCUCAGAGCUUUGUCUAUAUUGUCUUGGAAAAUAUAACUGCAACUUGUGCUUACACUCAAGUGGCAUGCUAAAGGUUUGUCUUUUCUUUUUAAUCAAACGAAAUGAGCUUGUUGCUUUUGUUUUCCAAUUACUGCUAAAAUACUUAUUUCCUUGAA